Phragmites australis (common reed) is the source of this 1548-nucleotide messenger RNA. RefSeq names its product probable leucine-rich repeat receptor-like protein kinase At2g28990. The transcript has 9 exons. Bases 1 to 1548 code for a protein of 515 amino acids. Gene Ontology annotation, molecular function: protein binding. NCBI's taxonomy places the organism in Eukaryota, Viridiplantae, Streptophyta, Magnoliopsida, Poales, Poaceae. The record is from RefSeq and is a predicted model, not a curated record.
AUGCCAAACCCCAUCGCCUUCCCUCUCCUCUUCCUUCUUGUCGCCGCUGCCUUAUUCGUCUCCUCGUCCUCCCAACCUGCUGCCUCACAACCCAGAGGGUUCUACAUAAACUGUGGGUCGGACAAGGAAGUGCAGAUAGGGAGCAUCAAGUGGAUUCAGGACGAGGGCUUCAUCGCCGUCGGCAACGUCUCCGCCAUCGACAAGCCCAACCUCCUCCCGGUCCUCGCCACCCUGCGCUACUUCCCCGACGCGACCGCCCGCAAGUACUGCUAUGAGCUCCCCGUCGUCAAGGGCACGCGCUACCUCGUCCGCACCACCUACUUCUACGGCGGCUUCGACGGCGGCACCGAGCCCCCCGUGUUCGACCAGAUCGUCGACGGCACCCGAUGGAGCGCCGUGAACACCACCGACAACUUCCGGCGCGGCAUGUCCACCUACUUCGAGAUGGUGGCAGAGGCGCAGGGGAAGACAAUGAGCGUGUGCCUGGCGCGGCGGCCCGACACCGCGUCGAGCCCCUUCAUCUCGUCGCUGGAGGUCGUCGACCUCGAGGACUCCAUGUACAACACCACGGACUUUGGCAAGUACGUCAUGAGCACCGUGGCGCGCAACCGCUUCGGCAGCAAGGGCGAGAUCGUCAGCUAUCCAGAUGACCAGUACAACCGGUACUGGGCGCCGUUCACGGACGGCAACCCGGCGGUGGAGAGCCACUCGCCGAUCUCGCCCGACGACUUCUGGAACCGGCCGCCGGACAAGGCGCUCAAGGCCGGGGUCACCGCGAGCCGGGGGAAGAAGCUCACCGUGCAGUGGCCACCGUCAGAGCUGCCCGCGGCGAGCUACUACGUGGCGCUCUACUUCCAGGACACGCGCACGGCGAGCCCCUACAGCUGGCGCGUCUUCGACGUGGCCGUGAACGGGCAGGAGUUCUUCCGGGGGCUCAACGCCUCCGCGGCCGGCGUCAUGGUGUACUCCAGCAUGAUGCAGCUGUCCGGGAAGACGGAGAUCGUGCUCACGCCUAACGAGACGUCCCCUGUCGGCCCGCUGAUCAACGCCGGCGAGAUCUACCAGAUUGUCCCGCUCGGCGGCAGGACGGCCACGAGAGAUGUGGUUGCAAUGGAAGAUCUUGCAAGGAGCCUCAAGAACCCACCUCCGGACUGGGCCGGCGACCCUUGCCUGCCGCGGAAGAGCUCAUGGACUGGGGUUGAAUGCUCCGAGGGACCGCCCGCGCGUGUCUUGUCAUUGGAUCUAAAAAAUCAUGGUCUUUUAGGAUCGCUUCCUGACAGCAUUGGAAAUUUGACUGCGAUGAAAACCAUCUAUCUAAGUGGCAACAAACUCUCAGGCUCCAUACCUGAUUUGAGCAGCAUGCGCACCCUAACUGCCUUGCGUCUUGAUGGCAAUCAGUUCAGUGGCACGAUCAAACCAUCAAUGGGAAAACUCAACAAUCUUAAGGAGCUAUACCUAAACAACAACAAUCUCUCGGGCCAGAUACCAGACAGUCUGAAAAACAAAGCUGGACUCGAUUUGCGUACUAAGGGGAACAGAUUUGAAUGA